Molecule: messenger RNA, 621 nt
Organism: Arabis nemorensis
Lineage: Eukaryota; Viridiplantae; Streptophyta; Magnoliopsida; Brassicales; Brassicaceae
Source: the annotation of a GenBank genome assembly
AUGAAGCAUCUCAUGAAAUUUCUUGUCCAACUAACACGGUCUCUCAAUACUUAUUCGUGCGUUCGCCAUCCCGGGAACUUAAUAUCUCCUCUCCGGAGCACCAACCCUUUGCAGCUUCGGAUCGCUACGGCUUUGGAUCAGAAGAAACCAAUUGUUCAAGUUCUUGAGCAAUGGCAAGAACAAGGGAAUCAAGUGAAGCCUUCAGACCUCAGAUGCAUGAUCAAGAAGCUCCAAGAUUCCGAUCGCUUUUACCAUGCCCUCCAGACAUCAGAAUGGAUGAGUUCACAACAGGUUUAUCAUCUGUUUCCGGAAGAUAUCACUUCUCGUCUCCAGUUGAUGGAGACAGUUUUGGGUCUGAAAGAAGCAGAGAAUUUCUUCGAAAUCAUUCCCGAGAUGUUAAAGGACUACAGUGUCUACAACACUCUAUUAAGCUUCUACACAAGAUCUGAGGAAACUCUGCAAAAAGCAGAAGCCACUUUCGAGAAGAUGAGGGAGCUUGGAUUCCUCUUGAAACCUUCCCCAUACAAUCUAAUGCUAUCUCUCUACAGUCCGCUAAGAAACCAAGAUAUGGUCAAUCAACUUCUGAUCGAGAUGGAGGAGAAUAAUGUCGAACCCCGAUAA